UUGUAAAAUUACAUAAUUUUCAAGUUAUGAAAAAAAGAUAUAGCUGUAGAUUCAAGCUUAAAUUUAUAGUCUCAUUUAGUCAUCCGUUUUUAACAAAGGUUAUAGUUUUGUUCCACAUAGUCACAUGUUUAAUAUGUGGUUGCCUCAAACACCCACUCAUGCACACUUGCAGUGCAGAAGAGGUCUGAAUAUGCAAUGGUCUUCUGCAUUCUUAUUUUUCCGAUGAAUUAACACUGUGGUCGUGAAACACUUCAGAGACAGUCAUACCUCAUGUUUUAAGAAUUGCGCUUGCACUUUCACUCACAUGUGCACACAGGAUGUAUGUCCGUCCUGCUGUGACCUGUUUCUCUGUGAUUACUGUAUAUGGUGCUGAUGUGGCUGGUGGUCGUUUCUGAUGGCCAUCUUUAGAAAAACAAGAAAACCACAAACUGUUUUCAUACAAUACUUCACUUCAUCAAAACAAAACAAACAAACAAACAAACAAACUUAGAUUUGUGUUCAACAACAGUUCACAUUUGUGCAUUUUGUAUGGAGUCUUUGAUUUAUCUCAAAGGUAGAGACAUUUGAGAUCAAUAAUAUAACCUCGAUGGGUGGAUGGAUGGACAGACAGAUAGAUAUAGGAUGUUCAGUGUCAGUUUUAAUUUCUGGAGAAAAAAAAAAAAUUAGACUCACUUGAUUUCAUUUCUGUUCUCUUGCAGAAUAUUUUGCCACCAGUAAAUAUUGCCCACACAUGAACACACGCCUAGUUAAUUUAACUUUUUUUAUGUAAUUUGUUGGGACCUAAAAAGGCUCUUUGGAGUACCUUUGUAGGCAUAAUUGGGAACAUUCUGUGAGACUUACCACUGACUUGCAAUAUGUAACAUACCUUCAUAUUUGUCUGUAUUUCAAUGUAAAUUUGAAGACUGCAUGUCUGAGAUAUGAUAGUGACACCUUUACAAGCUUGCUCCCUUUACAUUUGACUGCAGCCAUGAGCAGAGCAAUUUGGCUCAACAAAACUAUAUUAUUUUGCAAACCAUGACUGUCUUUUGCAGAGGAAUAUAGGAACAAAAGCAUUGAUCAACACCUCAUAUCUUUAGAAACACUUUUGCUUCAAUUUGGGUGUGGGGUGAGAGACACCAGGUUGAUUUCAACCAAUCUUAUUCAAGUCUUGGUUUGAAAGUGACCAAUCACAUCACAUGCAAGUCUUCUAAAGAGCAUUUUCACUCAUUCAUUGCUUCAAACAUGAUCAUUUGGGCCAUUUUGAUCUUUUGGGCUCCUGGAGUCCGACCUAAUCACAAUGGUGAAAAUGUCUUGUUACAAAUAUUCCAGCUGGGAGAUGAUGUUACAAUCAAAUGCUUUUCUGUAAAAAGUUUUGACAACACAAUGGUUUGGUAUAAACAGAGCAUUGGGCAGAUCCCUCGGCCUAUCGCAAUAUCGUACAAUUAUUGGAAAAAUGUUGAAUUUGAGGAUAAAUUUAAAAAUGGGAGAUUCAGUAUUUCAGCAAGUGAAGGAUCUUUUCACCUGAACAUCACAGCUAUGACCAAAGAGGACAUCGGAAUAUACUAUUGCGGGACGGUGUUCUUGAAUCAAAUAGAUUUUAUCUCUGGAGCAUAUCUGAUGCUAAAAGGAAGUGAAUCUAAAGACUUCAACAUGGCAUGUGGGGAGAGACCAGUUGUGAAUGGAACCACUUUUAAAAAUAAUGACAACAAUAAUCAAAAAGCAUGGGAUCCUGUGUUACUUUGCUUGAUAUCCUCCAAUGUUGUUUUUGUGAUAGUAAUUAUCACACUCCUUGUUGAUCACUGCAAACGCUGGGGAAAAAGGCAUAGAGGAUCUACAAAUCUAACAUCUCCAUCAUGUGAGAUUAGAGAUUCAGAUGUGAAUUAUGCAGCUGUGAGUUUUGCCUCUGCCCCUCCAGCCAGAAGAUCAAACAACAGACAUGUGGCUGAAUACAGUCAAGUGAACUACAAGCCGACAGAUCAUAUGAUUUAACAGAAUAUCUCCACAAAAUUAUUUGCCUUUCUGUAAACAUUUAUUAUUGUAUUGAGAUUGAUAUUUCAAAAGCAUCAAUUACUGUAAAUAUAUAUACAGAGUUUAUCUUCUAUUCACAAAAAAAACCCCACUGUUAUUGAUCAAAGAAAUGAAAGAUAAUAAAAACAAGAAUCUGUUUGUAUGAAAAUGACAUGCAUACUAUAGUAAUAACAACUGCAUGACAAUAAUAAAAUUGAAACAUGCAUCAGAAUGUCUUAGAAGCUUAAAGAUUAAUCUCUGUCCUGUUGAGUCUUGUCAUGUUCCUCAUAGCUGGAAACAUUUGCAUAGUCUGAUGAAUAAUGCCUUUGAUACCAGUCGUGCACUUUAGCCAAAGACAUCUGUAUGUCCUCGUCAUCGUCACAUGAGGACAUGUCUGCUAUAAGGAAAUAAAACAAAGUUUUGGUUUUCUGACAA
Molecule: messenger RNA, 2421 nt
Organism: Megalobrama amblycephala (Wuchang bream)
Lineage: Eukaryota; Metazoa; Chordata; Actinopteri; Cypriniformes; Xenocyprididae
Exons: 6
Coding region: 1222-1968 (248 amino acids)
Biological process (GO): response to bacterium
Source: RefSeq, a predicted model, not a curated record